AUGGCGGGAGCGUCAGCAGCAGCAGCUACUACGGAGAUUAAUCUCCGCUUUGGAAUGCCGUUCUUGAACGGUUCGGAUCAUCUGUCUUCGUUGAGAAGUGUCAGUUCAUCAUUCUCUAUUCAAAUGAGGAGGAGUAGUGAAAGAGGAUGUUAUGGUGGGAAGAACGAUUUCUUCCCUGGCUUAUCGAUGAAGACGACGGAGGAGGACCAUAUUGUUGAUUUGGGGUCAGUCAACGUUGCUUUGGAUCUUUCGAGCAAUAAUAAUUCGGGGGGAACAAGUAUAUGUAAAAAUGCUCAGAGAAAAACGAAGAUAGUUUGUACGAUCGGUCCUUCUACGUGCACACGUGAAAUGAUAUGGAAAUUGGCAGAAGCUGGAAUGAACGUGGCGCGGUUAAAUAUGUCCCAUGGAGAUCAUGCUUCACACCAGAAAACUAUUGAUCUGGUUAAAGAAUACAAUGAACAAUUUGAAGACAAGGUUAUUGCCAUAAUGCUUGAUACCAAGGGCCCUGAGGUUAGAAGUGGAGACGUGCCACAACCAAUUUUGCUCAAGGAGGGACAGGAAUUCAAUUUUACCAUUAAAAGAGGAGUCAGCACCGAGACCUCUGUUAGUGUAAACUAUGAUGACUUUGUGAAUGAUGUUGAGGUUGGGGACAUACUACUGGUUGAUGGAGGAAUGAUGUCAUUUACAGUAAAGUCAAAAACAAAGGAUUUGGUUAAAUGUGAAGUUAUUGAUGGUGGGGAACUCAAAUCAAGGCGUCAUUUAAAUGUCCGCGGAAAAAGUGCAAGUCUCCCUUCAAUAACAGAAAAAGAUUGGGAAGAUAUCAAGUUUGGGGUGGACAACAGAGUUGAUUUCUAUGCUGUGUCUUUUGUAAAGGAUGCUAAAGUAGUCCAUGAAUUGAAAGACUAUCUCAAAAGCUGCAACGCGGAUAUUCAUGUCAUUGUUAAAAUAGAAAGUGCAGAUUCCAUACCAAAUCUUGAUUCGAUAAUUUCAGCAUCUGAUGGGGCAAUGGUCGCUCGAGGAGACCUUGGAGCUGAACUUCCAAUCGAAGAUGUUCCUUUGUUGCAGGAGGAGAUCAUUAGAAAGUGUCAUAGCGUGCUGAAACCCGUCAUAGUAGCGACGAACAUGUUGGAAAGCAUGAUAAAUCAUCCAACUCCAACAAGGGCAGAAGUAUCUGACAUUGCAAUAGCAGUAAGAGAAAGAGCUGAUGCAAUCAUGCUCUCUGGUGAAACCGCACAUGGGAAGUAUCCAUUGAAAGCAGUUAAAGUAAUGCACACGGUGGCAUUGAGGACUGAAUCAAGUCUGCUGAACAGCAAUACUGCUCCGACUCAUUCUGUUGCCUUUAAGAGCCAUACAAGUACCAUGUUUGCUUUCCAUGCAACCACAAUGGCAAAAACCCUUGGUACUCCUAUCAUUGUCUUCACAAGAACAGGAUCCAUGGCUGCACUUUUAAGCCAUUACCGGCCAUCUGCAACGAUCUUUGCCUUCACAAAUGUGGAACGGGUAAAGCAACGACUGGCACUCUAUCAUGGUGUAAUGUCCAUACAUAUGCAGUUCUCAGAUGACGCCGAGGAGACCUUCUCUCGGGCACUAAAUCUUUUGCAGAGUAAGAAACUGCUGGAGGAGGGAGAGCAUGUUACCAUUGUCCAAAGUGGAUUGCAACCAAUAUGGCGUAAACAAUCUACACAUCAUAUUCAAGUCCGUAAUGUCAAAGGGUGAGCCAUGUGCUUAGGAGGA
Telopea speciosissima is the source of this 1734-nucleotide messenger RNA. RefSeq names its product pyruvate kinase isozyme G, chloroplastic-like. Gene Ontology annotation, molecular function: pyruvate kinase activity; magnesium ion binding; potassium ion binding. The record is from RefSeq and is a predicted model, not a curated record. NCBI's taxonomy places the organism in Eukaryota, Viridiplantae, Streptophyta, Magnoliopsida, Proteales, Proteaceae. Gene Ontology annotation, biological process: glycolytic process. Bases 1 to 1716 code for a protein of 571 amino acids. The transcript is spliced from 12 exons. Gene Ontology annotation, cellular component: cytoplasm; chloroplast stroma.